AAGACAUAUUUACUGAAAGGAUUAAAAAAUACCAUACACAUGAUAUGCAUAUUUUUUUUGGAGCACUGAGAAACAACACAAGAAAAACAAUGCGAAGAUCUCUUCUUACUCUGUUUUUAGUCUGUGCUCUGAGUUCUCCAUCUGGAGGUGAUGUUAGACUGGUCAAUGGUAAUAAUCGCUGCUCUGGUAGAGUUGAGGUCCUUUAUAAUGGCCGUUGGGGAACUGUGUGUGAUGACUCUUGGGACAUUAAUGAUGCUACUGUGGUGUGCAGACAGGUGGGAUGUGGAAAAUCUCUUAGUGCAAGCAGUGAGGCUUCUUUUGGUCAGGGGAGUGACCCAAUCUGGCUGGAUGAUGUUGCAUGUUCUGGAAGUGAGAGCAGCAUAAAACAGUGCAAACACAGUGGACUAGGAUCACAUGACUGUAGCCACAGUGAAGAUGCUGGUGUUACAUGUUCAGACUUAAGAUUGGUCAGUGGCUCUGAUUCCUGCUCUGGAAGAGUGGAGCUCCUUAACAAUGGCCAGUGGGGAACUGUGUGUGAUGACGACUGGGACAUAACAGAUGCUGAUGUUGUGUGCAAACAAUUAAACUGUGGCAGAGCCAUCAGCGCCCCUCCCAGCGCAGCAUUUGGUCAAGGAAGUGGAGCGAUCUGGCUGGAUGAUGUUGGAUGCUCUGGAAAUGAGAAUACCCUUACACAGUGCUCACACAGAGGUCUGGGACAACAUAACUGUAAUCAUGGUGAAGACACUGGUGUUGUAUGUGCAGGUGAUCUGCAGAUACCCAUUCUUUCCAUAAUCUCUCCACAUUCAGUUGUGUCUCCUGGAGAAAACAUUCAGUUCAGAUGCACAACACCUAAUCCAAGAUGGCGGGAAAAUGCUAAAUUCCACCUGUUCAGAAGCAGUUCAUCCACAAUAUCCUCUCAAACAAGUGUAUCUAGUGUGACUUUCAGUCUGACUGUAGACGUCUCACAUCAGGAUCAGUACAGCUGUGAUUACUCUUACAGGAAUGACAUUAUCAAGUCUUCCAGGAGUAACACUAUUGCAAUCACUGUAGUGAACCUGCAGAAGCCACACAUUUCUCUCAGUCCUCUGGGUUCAGUGGUCGCCAGAGGUCACAACUUCACUAUUACUUGUUCAUCUGAAUCUCAGUAUUCUGGAGGCUUCUUCUCUCUGUUCAGUGGAUCAAACAUCAUCAGUAGGAAACCAGCUGUCAAUCACUCAGCCGUCUUCAUCUUUCCUGAGGCAGAUUAUUCACAUGAGGGAAGCUACAGUUGUGUUUAUGAAGUGACUGUCUCCUCACGUAACUUUCGUUCAGUUUCCUCUAACCAGCUGCCCAUCGCUAUCAGAGAUGGGUUAGGAUUGGUUAAUGGCUCUGAUUCCUGCUGUGGAAGAGUGGAGAUCCUUCACAACAGCCAGUGGGGAACUGUGUGUGAUGACGACUGGGACUUAACAGAUGCUGAUGUUGUGUGCAAACAAUUAAACUGUGGCAGAGCCAUCAGCGCCCCUCACAGCGCAGCAUUUGGUCAAGGAAGUGGAGCGAUCUGGCUGGAUGAUGUUGGAUGCUCUGGAAAUGAGCGCUUCCUCAUACAGUGCUCACACAGAGGUCUGGGACAAAAUAACUGUAAUCAUGGUAAAGACACUGGUGUUGUGUGUACAGGUGACCUGCAGCAGCCCAUGCUUACUAUAAUCUCUCCACAUUCAGUUGUGUCUCCUGGAGAAAACAUUCAGUUCAGAUGCACAACACCUAAUCCAAGAUGGCGGGAAAAUGCUAAAUUCCACCUGUUCAGAAGCAGUUCAUCCACAAUAUCCUCUCAAACAAGUGUAUCUAGUGUGACUUUCAGUCUGACUGUAGACGUCUCACAUCAGGAUCAGUACAGCUGUGAUUACUCUUACAGGAAUGACAUUAUCAAGUCUUCCAGGAGUAACACUAUUGCAAUCACUGUAGUGAACCUGCAGAAGCCACAAAUUUCUCUCAGUCCUCAGGGUUCAGUGGUCGCCAGAGGUCACAGCUUCACUAUUACUUGUUCAUCUGAAUCUCAGUAUUCUGGAGGCUUCUUCUCUCUGUUCAGUGGAUCAAACAUCAUCAGUAGUGAACCAGCUGUCAAUCACUCAGCCGUCUUCAUCUUUCCUGAGGCAGAUUAUUCACAUGAGGGAAGCUACAGUUGUGUUUAUGAAGUGACUGUCUCCUCACGUAACUUUCGUUCAGUUUCCUCUAACCAGCUGCCCAUCGCUAUCAGAGGUGAGUUAAUGACACAUAACUGUUACAGUGCACAGUUACUAUGUCCUACAUGUACUGUAACUUAAUUAGUAAUAUUUAAUUGCAUAUGUCAUAGCAUCAGAGAAUGAAGAUGUAUGUGGGUCAAAGACGAAAAGGGGGUUUAAAGCAUAAAAAAAAUAAAAGUGUAAAAGAGCUUUAAAUUUAGUCUUUUUCACAUACAUUAGAAUAUGUCCUGUUUAACUAUAUGUUUUUCUGAGCAAAAAAUAAUUACUACCAUACAUUUUUACUGGAAUUGUACAGAAGACACCAACUAAAAUGUCAUUCAGUGUAACAAUAUUUUUAUGCAAAAAAAUAUUAUCAGACAUUUUUAGAAAAACUAUUAUUUGAUGACACAUUACAAGACUCUAUUUAUAGAUCACAGUGCAGACACCAAAUACUAACUAUUUGUCAUUUUAAAGCAUUUUACUUCGCCAAUAUCCUUUAAACCAUUAGGUUUUACCCAUUUGUCAGCAAGAAGUUUUUGUAAGGAAGUGAAAAUCAAUUCAAAUCAAAUAAAAUUUUUGAAGGAUCACACAUUAUUAUACAUAUUUUAAUAAGUACAGCUCAG
This is a messenger RNA of Misgurnus anguillicaudatus (oriental weatherfish), 2821 nucleotides long. Lineage: Eukaryota; Metazoa; Chordata; Actinopteri; Cypriniformes; Cobitidae. The record is from RefSeq and is a predicted model, not a curated record.